Molecule: messenger RNA, 360 nt
Organism: Penicillium diatomitis
Lineage: Eukaryota; Fungi; Ascomycota; Eurotiomycetes; Eurotiales; Aspergillaceae
Product: 40S ribosomal protein eS26
Exons: 4
Coding region: 1-360 (119 amino acids)
Biological process (GO): translation
Cellular component (GO): ribosome; cytosolic small ribosomal subunit
Molecular function (GO): structural constituent of ribosome; mRNA binding
Source: RefSeq, a predicted model, not a curated record
AUGGUCAAGAAGCGGGCGAACAACGGUCGUAACAAGAAUGGCCGCGGCCACGUCAAGCCCGUGCGCUGCUCCAACUGCGCUCGCUGCACCCCCAAGGACAAGGCCAUCAAGCGCUUCACCAUCCGCAACAUGGUCGAGUCUGCUGCCAUCCGUGAUAUCUCCGAUGCCUCCGUCUUCGCCGAGUACACCGUCCCCAAGAUGUACCUGAAGCUGCAGUACUGCGUUUCCUGCGCUAUCCACGGCAAGAUCGUUCGCGUUCGUUCCCGCGAAGGCCGCCGCAACCGUGCUCCUCCCCCACGGAUUCGCUUCAACAAGGAUGGCAAGAAGCUGAACCCUCCUCAGGCCGCCAAGGCUUUGUAA